AUGUAUCAGUUGUAUCACGGGCUAAGUCCCGAUCUUGUAUUUAUUUUUGCAUGUAUGUAUAUUAAUAAAAAUUUUUCUUGGCAAAUGUCAUCCGAGCUUGAAUUAUUGAAACAGCGUAUCACUGAACUUGAGGCUGAGAAUGUUGAGAUUACAGAGCUCAGGAAGGAGAAUGCAGAGCUUAGAAAGGAGAAUACUGAUUUUAGAAUGAAGUUCGCUAACUUUGAGGCUGAGAGAGCUGAACUUAAACGCAAGAUUGCCGAGACUCUAAGAAUGACUGAAAAAGAGAGAACGAGGCGUGAUGCUGAAAAUGUCAAACUCAGGGCCACAAUCGAGGAGUUGAGGAAAAAUAAUACUAAAGAGAGCGCUGAGCUUAGAGAUAGAAUCACGAAAGUGGAACAAAACCAGUCGCUAAAUGAUAAUUCUUCUAACAACAGUUUACCUAGCUUCAAUUCAGUUGCAGAUCAGGUGCCAACGGUAACGCAUCACGAGAAACCAUUGGUGGAUACUUCAUUACCUAAAGACAAGGAAACGGAUGCUUUCUUGGAUGAGGAGUAUAAGAAAAAGGUUAGUAAUGAGAUUAGGCAGAGAAAUCGAGAAAAGAAACUUUGCUUUAGCACCUCCGGCCAAACCCAAGAGUCCCUUCCAACACAUCCUGAAGAGAAAAUGUCUCAAGAUCUCAACUCGGUCACUCAGCCAUGCAAUAGCACGUCAUCGGAAGAAAAGAUAUGUAGCGAACUGGAUUCAAAGUGUAAGAAGGGGAAGAGUGUGGACAAGCUUAAGCAAGAAUUAUUUGCUUCGGAGUUGUCUUCACAAGAGCCAUCAAUAGAACAAAAUCAUGUGACCGAAAUUUCCGAGACAUUAUGUCCCGAAAAAGUUACCUCUGAUAAAUCUAGCAUUGAUGAGGCCUCACAACAUCUAGCUCAGUUAUGCGAUAAAGCUUUUGAUGCUGAAGAUAAAGCAAAUCGAGCUAAUCAGGAAGAAAUUUUAUGCUGGUACCUCUAUGCGAAAGAUUUCAUAAUUCAGCUCAAUGGAAUCAUAGAAAGUAGUGGAGGUAAAUUCGGUGAAAAGAAGGCAAGAGGCUUACUGUAUGAUUCCAUUACAAAACAGCUUAAUUUGCUUCGUAAACAGAGAUCCCAAGAAAAGGGGUUACAGCUUCGAGAUGUAUCACGAGAUAGUUUACGCAAAAAAACCCAGAGAGCUGAGAAAGUCUAUAAAUUUAUCGAACAAGUGGACCUAGAUAAAAUCAAGUAUAUCAAAUCUUAUAGUGCAACUUCUAUUUCAGAGCUUACUAAUGAGCAAAUUCAAGAUAUUAUAGAUUAUGGAAUAUCUUCGGAAAAAUUACCUCUGAAUAAUGUAUUGGAGGUCUUGUCUCCAAAGGAAUCAACUGCACUUAUUCCAUUAGCCCAUCCCUCUAAUUCUUCUGAUAAUUCCAAGGAAGAGGAGGGUUCGUGGUUUGAUGAAAAUAUGUUUUUCAAUGAGGCGAAUCCCACUAAAGUGAACAUCACCACUUCAGACGAUGAUGACUCCAAUUCUAGCGAUUCUGAAGAAGAGAUGCCGGAUGAUGAUGGAUAUAAUGGUUACGGUGGAUAUAAUGAAUAUGGUGAAUGUGAUAGAGGUUAUUAUUAUCAUGACGGAAGAUACGAAAGAAAAAGCUCACCAAUGAUGAAUCCUAUUAUCUCUCCGGUAACCGCCUAGAAGAAUUAUUGG
Messenger RNA from Rhizophagus irregularis DAOM 181602=DAOM 197198, 1707 nucleotides. The record is from RefSeq and is a predicted model, not a curated record. Lineage: Eukaryota; Fungi; Glomeromycota; Glomeromycetes; Glomerales; Glomeraceae.